Messenger RNA from Meloidogyne enterolobii, 1016 nucleotides. Lineage: Eukaryota; Metazoa; Nematoda; Chromadorea; Rhabditida; Meloidogynidae. The record is from the annotation of a GenBank genome assembly.
AUGGCUGGAAUGAGCAGAAACAUUGCCAACAAAAAUCAUCUUCCAACAAAUUCUUUAAAUAAUUCUGUUCAUCUUGAAAGCAAUUCUAUUCACAACGAUGAAACAAUUUCUUUUUUAAAUUUAAAUUCUGAAGAUGAUAUUAAUUCGUUUCUAGAAUUGACUCAAGAUAUAAGAAGGAAAAUGAAGGAAAUGAGUGAAUGUCUGAAAGGAAUUAGAGAAUUACAUUGUCGGAUAUUAAAUGAACCUGGUGCUCAUUCAACGUUAACAACAGAAUUUAAUAUCAAAGUUGAAAAUUUUGUAAUUUUAUCUCGAGAUGUUUGGAAUAUUGUGAAAAGAAUGCAAGCAGAAAAUGAUAAAUUAAGUUCUUCAAAUAAAAUAACGAUGGCUAAUUUAAUGAUUAGAAGGAAUCAAGAGAUGACUUUACGUCAAGGAAUAUUAAAAUUAACUGGGGAAUUUCAUAAAGAACAAAUGGACUAUAAAGAAAAGUGUAGAUCGAGAAUCAAAAAUUAUUUAAAAAUUUCUGGUCUACAUAUGACAGAAGAAGAAAUGGACGAGUCUAUUGAAGGAGGAAAUUUAUUUAAUACAGUUUCUAUAAUGACAGCAGAAAAAGAUAAAAAGCUUUUGUUUGAGGAUGUUAAAUCUCGCCAUGAAGAUAUUAUCAAAUUGGAAGGGUCGAUUAGAGAAUUACAUGAAAUGUUUCAAGAUUUGGCAAUGCUUGUGGAGAGUCAGGGUGAAAUGGCAGAUCAUAUUGAAACGAAUGUUAUUUGUGCAAAGGACCUUGCAUUUAAAGCUUUGGAUAAUGUUAAAGGAGCAGAGGCUGCAAAGAGGAGGAAUAUAAAGUUAAAAAUCGCCUUAGCUAUUUGUAUUGUUGUUGGCAUCAUUUUUAUUUUCUUUAUGGGAACGACUGUUUUUUGUGUCUACUUUCCAUUUGUUUGUCGUUAAUUUUAUUUUUUUAAUUUAUGAUUAUAUAUUGUGCCUUAAAUACUGCUCAAAAAUCGGCAUUUCUAUUUUAUUAG